This is a messenger RNA of Paramisgurnus dabryanus, 2809 nucleotides long. It is a transcript of the gene lamp1a, whose product is annotated as lysosomal associated membrane protein 1a. Gene Ontology annotation, cellular component: plasma membrane; lysosomal membrane; late endosome membrane. Lineage: Eukaryota; Metazoa; Chordata; Actinopteri; Cypriniformes; Cobitidae. Gene Ontology annotation, biological process: establishment of protein localization to organelle. The record is from RefSeq and is a predicted model, not a curated record.
GAUCUUACUGCCCCGCUCACAUGACUGGAACAUUCGCUGUAUGACACGCGCAUUUAUCGCUGCUAAAGACAGAAGAAAGCAUUGAUCUUUAAACAUUAUCAGACUCAUUUAUACAUCAGAUCAACAUGAGCAUCAGACACACAUUUACUGCAGCUCUCUGCUUAACCCUGAUGGGUUGUUUGGUUGUAACACACGCAGUCACACUUGAGGUGAAGGAUGGAAACUUCACGUGCAUUAAAGCACAACUGGACGCCAACUUCAGCAUCACCUACAACACCACAAACGGCACGAACACAAUCGUCUUCAUGCUGCCGGACUCGGCGUCCACAAACGGCAGCACAUGUGGCAAUGUUUCAUCACGGCUGGUGGCGUCGUUCGGUGACGGUCACAUGAUGUCCAUCGUGUUCUCCAGUGACGGGCGUCUCUACAGGGUGGAAAAUCUGAGCUUACAGUACAACCUGAGUGACAGGAACACCUUCCCACAAUCCACCAGCACAGAUGUGGUUUUGCUGGAGACAAACUCUUGGGGAAUAUCAGCGAAGAUGAACAGCACAUACAGAUGUCUGAGCUCCAGCACCAUCUUUCUGAACGCCACUGCCUCCGUCACCUUCUUUAAUGUACGGAUGGAGGCGUUUAUGUCAGGAGGAAACCUCAGCACGGAUGAGUCCGUCUGCAACGCUGAUCAAACUGUGACAACUGCUGCCCCACCCAAAACAACAACUGCUGCCCCAUCUCCAGUUCCCCCGGGCAUCCCAGAGCGAGGCAACUACACCGUCACCAAUGGCAACAAGACCUGUCUGCUGGCCUUAAUGGGACUACAGCUCAAUAUCACCUACUUAUCCAAAUCUCAAAACAAGACCGUCACUGAAGUCAGGAACCUGCAGCCCAAUAAGACGUCAUCAUCAGGGUCAUGUGGGGUCACAGUCAGCACACUGAAGCUGACCGAAGAUCUACAAAUGACAAACUUGAGCUUCAUCUUCACACUGAACUCGACUACACAGAAGUAUUUUUUGAGCACUCUCAGUGUGUCUGCCAGCUGGCCUGACAUGAAAGAGACGUUCUCAGCGGUCAACAAUUCUCUGGCGUAUCUUCAGGGCAGCGCAGGUCGAUCGUUUAUGUGCAGUUCUGAGCAGACGCUCGCUGUCGUGCCCACGUUCUCGAUUAACACCUUCAGACUUCAACUUCAGCCGUUUAACGUUACUGGAAACCAGUUUGCUGCAGCUGAAGAGUGUCGUCUGGAUAAGGAGAAUAUGCUGAUACCCAUCAUAGUUGGAGCGGCUCUGGCAGGUCUGGUGCUCAUCGUUCUCAUUGCGUAUCUGAUCGGUAGGAAGAGAACUCGUGCUGGAUAUCAGACCAUUUAAACUCCCAUCACUCCCGGUUUAUUUCACUUCAUCUAUUCCCAUUAGACGGACCACACACACACACACACACACAAACAGACUCACUGGAGUGUGUGUGUGUGUGAACUGAAAUGUUCAUUGUGUUUUUGUACUCAAAGUGUUUCUUCCCUGCGAGAGGUCAUACGCUGUGGUCAAUAAUAUUUGUUUAAGUUUUUAAUCUGCUUGAUUUGUGCUCUGAUCUCAGGGCUGCUGUUCUUACGCUUUUGUGUUUGUAAAUAAUUGUUUUAGUUAUAGAUAACUUUUAAAUGAUUCACCAUUUAAAAUCAACCUAAACCACUUAACAAAAAAAUACACACAGGUGUGUGUGCGUGCAAGUGUGUGUGUGUGUGUGUGUGUGCGUGAAUGACUGACUUGAUGUUAAUAAUUAAUUCAAUAAUGUCUUCUUCUGUCUCUUAUCAAGAACCGCUCUGGUAAAUUACCCAUAAUUCUACACACAAAUGCAUGAUCAGUAGUUCAGUCUUGGGGCCUCGUUUAUAAAGCAUGCAUGCGCACAGAUUUUAUUGGUAAAGUGUGCGAACCAAAAAUCCACAGCAAAGUCCAUAUUAAUAAAAACUUUGUCUUUGACAUGAAAGUAGUUAGAAGCACGUCAGGGUCUGAACAGACGAACGCACUUCUGCUUGUCAGACUGCUGCAGGUUCUUGGAAGUUCAAACAUUGACAGGUGCUCUUUUAUAUGUCAAUGACAUGAAUUAGUCAUCAUUUAAAGGCGGAGAUUUGAAACGAUUUAGCUGCGCACAAUUUCAAGAUCAUUUGUGGUUGAUUUCAGUCUAUACGCAUGUUUUCUGUGCACACGUCCGUUUUAUGAAUCACACUUUUGAGAAAUUAUAAGAUCAAAUUUUGUACGCAGUAUUUUAUAAAUGAGGCCCCUGGAUUGGGUAAUACUGUUGUCAUGUAGUGCUGGUGUGGCUGUAAUGUUUGUUCACCUUUAGUAAAAAGGGAUCAUUGUAUUAGUUUGUGUAUGAGAUCAUCUGACUCCGCCCUCUUUACAAAUGAAUUCAAUUUAACACAGUAGAGAGUUUUAGUGUCAUUUCAUUCAUAUUUCAUCUGUUAAAACUGUAUCUAACUCAACAACUAUACAUUUAAAAUGAACAUCUUUAUUACUAACUAAAUGAUGUCAUGUUUUUUGAUGAUGUCACAGCACAUCACUGCAGUGACAUCAUUGUGCAUGUGACUAAACACAGUCAUUUAGUGUAAAGAUUUCCGAUUCAUCCCAGUUAUAAAUGCAGCAGUUUGUUACUGAAGUUACUCUUAUUUAUGUUAAAAACUCAAUGCUGUUUGAAUCUUCAGUGAAAGAUCUACAGAAGAACAUCGACUCUUUAUCAGCUCGUCUGAUCUUUUAUUUUUCUAGAGAACGCUUCAUUAUUUUUUUAUGUAUCAGGUGUGAGGUUAAUAAAUAAUGACUUGCUCUCA